Molecule: messenger RNA, 831 nt
Organism: Pseudomyrmex gracilis
Lineage: Eukaryota; Metazoa; Arthropoda; Insecta; Hymenoptera; Formicidae
Product: crooked neck-like protein 1
Exons: 3
Coding region: 1-831 (276 amino acids)
Biological process (GO): spliceosomal complex assembly; mRNA splicing, via spliceosome
Cellular component (GO): precatalytic spliceosome; post-mRNA release spliceosomal complex; Prp19 complex
Molecular function (GO): protein binding
Source: RefSeq, a predicted model, not a curated record
AUGAGAAGAAAGUCAGAAACAGAUUCAACGAGCCAAAUCUAUUUACGAGCUAGCGCUGACGGUAGAUUAUCGGAAUAUAUCUUUGUGUGUCUCAAAUACAUAAAGAUAGAGAUGCGCAACAAGCAGGUCAAAGGCGCGCGCGACGUUUACGAACAAGCGGUGAACUUUUUACGAAGACGAAGGUCUGGACGAGAAGUUGUUUCCGGCUUUUGCCAAGUUCGAGAAAAAUCAACAAAAACACGUUCGCGCGCGUAUCAUCUACAAGUACGCUUUGGAACAUUUGUCAAAAAGAAGCAGUCAAAAAAGUUACAAGGCUUAUACAAGGUUUAUACAAUUCACGAAAAAAAAUACGGCGUUUGCUUGGGAAUCGAGGAUGUCAUCUGCAAGAAGAAGCAUCAACACGAGCAGAAAGUGAAGGAAAAUCCGUCUACCUACAACACGUGGUUUUAUUAUCUUGUAAGUAAACCCAAUGUGUUUUGCAAGACGUACAAAGAAGCGAUCGCUAAAGUUUUGUCAACCAAGAAAAAACAAUGCUGGCAUAGCUUGUUGAGUUUCGAUCAAUGUCGCAAGUUGUAUGUAAAGUUUCUCGAGUUGGGUCCGGAGAAUUGCGCCACGGUGAUGCAAUUUGCCGAGGUGGAAACGCGUUUGAAUGAGAUCGAUUGCGCCCGAGCGAUCUAUGAAUUGUCACGUCCUAGGACAAACAGAGGUCUAGACCGUUUCUGGGAGCCCCACGGUCGAGGGCCUAUUUGUGUUCCUCGGGAGUUUUACACUGGAUUGCUACUUUAUAGUUCGAAACGAGCAAAGAAGACUGGAAAUACCACCCCGGACUAA